AUGUACGGUGUGGGACAAUCUGGAGGCCCUCUAGGAGCAUCUCCCUCUGGAGGCAUUCGUCUCAACUUUAUUACUCCCAGUGACCAAGCCAAAUUCGAGGAUCUGUUUAGUCGUGCAGCAGCAUCUACGGGAAGCAAUAAACUCCCUGCUAUGGCUGUGCGUGAUAUCUUGACGCGGUCGAGGGUGGAUAACGAUUCACUUGCGAAGAUCUGGGAUCUAUCUUCGAUUGCCAAUGCACCUUAUCUCACCUUUCCCGAGUUUGCCAUUGCCAUGUACUUGACGUCCGAGAAACUACGAGGCAAGGUGGUACCUGCUACAUUGCCAAGUGCUAUUCGAGAAGAAGUGGAAUUGGCCAUAGCAACAUUGGCAUCCAAAGAAGGUUCUAAUCCUCCCAUGUCACAACCAUCCAUGCCACAAGCUUCAUUCAUGCCACAACAACAACAACAGCAGCAGCAAUUCAUGCCACAAAUCUCUCAACCACAACCACAAUUCCCUCAACAACAACAACAAUUUGGAGGAGGUUCGAUGAUGCAACCACAAAUACCAGCCAUGACGGGUGCCUCUCCUUUUCCAAACAUGAUGAAUCCAUCACCCAUGACAACACCACCUGUGCAGGCACCAAUGCGAACAGGAAUUGCACCACCCAUGUACAAUGACAACAAGCCGCGUCUUGCAGGACAGGAUUUUGCUAGUAAGAUGAUGCCCAAUCAAGCAGGUGGUGUGGUGGAUCUUGUCACUGGUCGUUCAACAAUGCCAUCAGCAACAACAUGGAAAAUCAGUCCUGAAGAAAAGCAACGUUAUCGUGACAUUUUCACAGCAUGGAAUGGUCCUGGACUCACUUAUAUGCCCGGCAAUACAGCACGCGAGGUCCUUUUGCAAUCCAACUUGUCCGAACAAGAUCUCAUGAGAAUUUGGCACUUGGCUGAUCGUGAAAAUCGUGGAAGUCUUGAUGCCGAUGAAUUUGCUAUUGCUAUGCACUUGAUUUAUCGUAAGCUCAAUGGCGUUGAAGUUCCAUCCACUUUACCUGCAGAAUUGGCAGCACCCUCAAGUGUUCUCAAAAAGUUCGUUCGUGGCUAUCAGAGCUCGCCUACACCACCGCCUAUGCAACGUUCGCCACAACAACAACAAGAAUACCAUCCACCUGUUGAAGAUUCUCAUACUGGAUACGUAUCCAAUGCUAGAAGAAAGGGUCCUGCAAGCCGUUUUCGAUCAUCCAUUGCCUCUCGACCUCGAAUGCAAUCCUAUGAUGAAGAAGAAGAGGAAGAUCAAGAUGAUGGAUAUGACAACAGUGCUGAGAUUGAGGAGCUACGAUUCCAAAUCAGAGGUGUUAAGAAUCAAUUGGAUCGUUUGAAUGCCACCAAUGCACGUAAUCAGGAUACAUUCAGUGGUGAUGACAACCGAUAUUCAGUGGAGGAGCUUAAAGAUAAGAUCCGUAAGACCCAGGAAGAGCUUACACGUGCUUCGCGAUCCAAUCCCAAGUACUUUGAAAAUGCCGAGACGCUGCUUGAUCUGCUCGAGACACAAAAGACAUUGCAGGAUGAGAUUCAGUACUUGUGUAACCGUGAUAUUCCAGUAUUGGCACGACAACUACGUGGUGCAGUUGCAGAGUUACGUGAUACCAAGGUGCGAUACGGACGCAAGAAUGAUGGAUCACAGGAUUAUAUGGCGUUUGUGGAACCCACAGGCCCUGGUGGUAUUGUGACAGAGAGUGAUCGUGUUCGUGCCAAGGCGAAGGCUAUGAUGGCAGCACGCAAGGCAGGCACUUCAAGCUCACGUGAUGCAUCUUAUGAUCUCAAAAAGGCCGAGCAAGAAAAGGAAGAUUAUGAUCGUCAAGCUGAUCAGUAUGAGCGUGAAAUGGAACGUUCGAGAGACGCGUUACGGGAUUUACGUGGCGAGUUGAACUAUUUGUCGAGUCUUUCUGAAUCCAAGGCUAUCAAGGAUAAGAAGCGAUUUGAUAAGGGUCAAGAUUUAUCUUAUGAACUUCGACGUUUUGUGGAUCAACUUGAACGUGAUUCUAUUCUUGGUGGAACAUCAUCAUCUUCAGUAUCCACACCAUCCACAGAACCUCGCUAUGGCUCUUCUUUCCUAUCAACGGGAGGAACUUCACCAUCACCCAAGCCGGCAACAGCACCCACUAGUCCCAAACCUCCAGCUGCCUCUACACCACCACCUUCUAAGCCAAGAACUGCCGAAGAAAUCAAAAAAGAGGCAGAACGUCGUGUUCAAGAACGCCUUGCUGCAUUGCAAGCCAAACGAUCACCUUCAGCACGAUCACCCAAACCAAGCCCAGCCGCCGCCUCGACACCUAAUGAAGAUGAAUUGGCUGCUCAACGUCGUCUUCGCGAGGUUGAACAACAAGCUCAGCAACGGUUGCGUGAAAGUGAAAUGCGCCAAGAAGAAUUCUCUACACCACCCGCUACACCACAAGAUAGCCUUGAGAAUGAACGUCUUCGACGUGAACAAGCUGAACGUGAACAAGCCGAUCGUGAAAAGGCUGAAGAAGAACGUAGAAUUGCUGAAGAGAAGGAAUUGGAAGAAAGAAGACGUGCUGUUCUUGAAAAGGAGGAAAAGCAGCGUUUGGCAAGAUUGGAAGCUAUUCAACGGGCUGAAGAUGAACGUGAGGAAGAAAGACGUCGUGAAGAAGAAGCUGCUUUGCAAAAGCUUCAAGGUUCUACACCAAAGGCACAAGAAGAAGAACCACAACAACAACAACAACAACCAGCAUCAUCUGCACCUCCACCACCACCACCUCCUCCACCAGCACCAGCCGCACCAGCAGCACCAGCCGCACCAGCAGCAUCAGCUGACGCCAACGCCAAAACAAGCAGCAAUAAUCCAUUUGCAAAGUUACAACAAGGCAAGGAUGAGGAAGGCGUGAAAUCUGAAGAACAAGAAAAGAAGCCUACAGAUCAACCUGAAGAAGAGGAACAACAAGAUGAAAAGCCUGUCAACAAUAAGCGCGUUAGCUACAAUCCAUUUGCAGCAUUUUCAGCAUUCUCUGCUACUAAGGCAACAGGCCAUGAUGAUAGCGACUCUGAUGAUGAUGGAUGGGAUGUUGUUCACCAUGACGACACCGAUGAUGAAAAUGAGUUCCCUGCUGCUGGUAGUGCCAAGAAUUUGGCGGGAAUGUUAUUUGAAGCCAUGAGUCAACGCAAGAGCCCAAUGAUGCCUAACCGUGAAUUGGGAUCAUCUUCUUCUCCAAAGCCUCCUGCUGCUGAUACAAGUGUACCACCACCUCCUCCUCCACCACCACCUUCAGCACCUGCUGAUGCAGCUGCAGCUCCUCCACCUCCACCUCCACCUGCACCACCAGCAGCUCCACCUGCACCUACAGCACCUACAGCACCAUCAUCCACACCAGCCCCUGAACCAUCAGCUGGUCGCAGUGCAUUAUUGAGUCAAAUUCAACAAGGCACCAAAUUACGCAAAGCGGUGACGAAUGAUCGUAGUGGAGCUUCUGUUGCAGGCCAUGUUAAAGAAGAUACAUCAUCGUCAUCAUCAUCAGCCGCUGCUGCUGCUCCUGCACCACCACAACCAUCACAACCAGCUGCUACUGAACCACCCGCACCAUCAUUCCCAGCACCUAGUAGUGGAUUUUUGGCUGAAUUGCAAUCACGCACUACAGGCACAUCAGCACCUCAAGAACCAAGUUCUCCUGUUAAGCCUGAACAUCAUCCUGAACAACCACCUGCUGCCACAUCAGGUGAUGGCAAAGAAUACGUGACACAAUGGGCAUACAGUGGCCAAAGCGAGGAUGAUCUUUCCUUUGAACAAGACGAGACGAUCAUUGUACUCAAUGACAGUGAUCCUGAUUGGUGGUAUGGUACUCAUAAAAGCACUGGCAAAACGGGCUAUUUCCCCAAGGCCUAUGUCUCCGUACCUGGUGAUAAGGUGCGACUCCCUGCCAAGGCAUUAUAUGACUUUGAUGGACCGGAAGGUGAAGGCUGUUUAAGCAUCCAGGCUGGUGCCGAGUUGAUUAUCCUUGAUAAGGAUGCGGAUGAUUGGUGGCAAGCCGAGAUUCCUAGCACAGGCAAAACGGGCCUGGUGCCUGCCAAUUACGUUGAACUCGAUUAA
Molecule: messenger RNA, 4074 nt
Organism: Lichtheimia ornata
Lineage: Eukaryota; Fungi; Mucoromycota; Mucoromycetes; Mucorales; Lichtheimiaceae
Exons: 7
Coding region: 1-4074 (1357 amino acids)
Molecular function (GO): calcium ion binding; actin binding
Source: RefSeq, a predicted model, not a curated record